Messenger RNA from Cyprinus carpio (common carp), 1187 nucleotides. Its product is annotated as C-C motif chemokine ligand 20a, duplicate 4. Gene Ontology annotation, cellular component: extracellular region. The record is from RefSeq and is a predicted model, not a curated record. Gene Ontology annotation, biological process: cellular response to interleukin-1; lymphocyte chemotaxis; neutrophil chemotaxis. Gene Ontology annotation, molecular function: CCR chemokine receptor binding; chemokine activity. Lineage: Eukaryota; Metazoa; Chordata; Actinopteri; Cypriniformes; Cyprinidae.
UACAUGUGUUUUGAAUGAUAUUUACCAGCACUAAUAAUAUUUUGUGUCUAAACCAGUAAUUUCGGUGAUUACACACUUGUUAUAGUAUCACAAAACGUGACAGAUUUACCUGACCUACUAAUAUUUAACUUAAGACACCUUGAUUUUCCCCCAGUCUUCCACCACUCAGUGACGCUGCUGUGUGGUCCACAAAUUCCCCUCAUGAACAGCUAUAUAAUGUAGCUUUCGGGGAUGGUAAAUAACGUGGACUAGGAGAGCUCUACAUCUUCAUCAUCACCAUCAUCAACACUUCUGCUGCUGUCUGCACAACUGUCAUCAACUUGUUGAAUACUUUUGAUCAAUUUAAUUUAUCUUUUUUACCUGUAAGUGUAUUGUUUCCCUCCCAUGAUGAGCAGACUCGUCCUGACGUCAUCUGCGCUGCUGCUGUUGCUGUGUGUCUGGGUCAGCUUGAGUCAAAGCAGUUCGGUGAGGUGCUGUACCAAGUAUUCAUCACAUCCUUUUCCUGUCCUCCGACUGAAAGACUUCACCCGGCAGGACCCCACCAUGACCUGCAAUUUAGAGGCUGUCAUUUUUACUACGGUGAAGAACAGACAGAUCUGUGCCAACCCUGAUGAUCUAUGGGUUCAGAACGCUAUCUUGCAUAUUCAGGGGAAAAAAGGAAGGUCAACAUAAUGUGGACAUCAUCAAAUCGUUCUAAAACUUCCUAAAUCAACAGUAAUAUAAAACACAUUGAUUAGAAUUUAUCUUUAUAAUUAGUAAAUUAAUAAAUGGUUUUGACAGCAACAAUGUGUCAUUUUGUUUUGUCUGCUAUUGUUUUAAUAAGUUUUGCAUUUCUUAUAAAGUUUACUUAGUAUUUUCCUAAUGCUUGCAAUCGGCUGCUCUGCAACAGUUUAAAACUAAUUUUCAGCAGUACACAUGGGCAAGACAAAUAUUUUAACUCCUUUGGCAGAAGUGACAACAAUGCCUUCAGUUUGAGUUAUAUAGCUUAAAAGUUUGAGAGGACACAGUCGGCAGUAGGUGGCAGUAUGUGCCCACUUGCCAGUAGACUAAACAACAGCCCCAAAAUACACAUAUAACCUUAAAGUUUUUUUUUAUUUUUUAUUUUGAAUGAUUUAUUAUUUAUUUGGUUCUUGCAAAAGCAUAAGUGUGUUGUCAUGAGCUGAGCUUUUGUCUAAUGAACUUUAGCA